This is a messenger RNA of Kluyveromyces marxianus DMKU3-1042, 2331 nucleotides long. It is a transcript of the gene ROG3, whose product is annotated as Rog3p. Bases 1 to 2331 code for a protein of 776 amino acids. Gene Ontology annotation, cellular component: cytosol; cytoplasm; plasma membrane. The record is from RefSeq and is a predicted model, not a curated record. The transcript has a single exon. Gene Ontology annotation, molecular function: ubiquitin protein ligase binding; protein-macromolecule adaptor activity. Lineage: Eukaryota; Fungi; Ascomycota; Saccharomycetes; Saccharomycetales; Saccharomycetaceae. Gene Ontology annotation, biological process: ubiquitin-dependent endocytosis.
AUGGGUAAACCAACAAAAGGCAUAUCUUUGUUCGAAAUAAGAUUAGAGGGUACAGAUCAUGAUGUAAUUGUCGUUAAAGGAUCCGCCAAUGAUGCACCUUCUGUUCUGUUGAGUGGAAAUGUCGUUCUUUCAGUUACGGAGCCAAUUCAGGCUAAGAAGAUAUCUUUACUAUUAUAUGGAGUUAUCAAGAUGAAUGUUUCAACCGUUGUGCAGAGUGCAAGAGGAACAGCGACCAGAACUCUUAAACACGAUAAAAGAUUCUAUGAGUUCCAUUUCGACGAUAUUGAUUUGAGCCCCUAUAUGGUGGACAGUUCUACGGUGAAAAAGUCCCUGAGUAGAAGCAGUUCGUCGUCCAGUCUUGGAGGACUUGCUUCUUUCAGCAGAUCUACUACAUCUUUGAAGAACUUUGCAACUGGAGCCAGCCAUUCACUGGUGCUCCCUGAAGGAAAUUAUGUUUUACCUUUUAGCGCAAUUUUACCAGGUUCUCUAACGGAAAGUGUGGAAGGGUUACCUAAUGCUUCGGUAUUCUACAAGCUAAGAGCAACUUUGGAAAGAGGAAAAUUUGCAUCAGACUUGAGUACAAAGAAACAUGUGCGUGUCGUUAGGACUUUGACACCAGAUGCGUUAGAGCUCUUUGAAACAGUAGCAGUGGAUAAUACAUGGCCAAAAAAGGUCGAUUACUCAAUUUCUGUUCCAUCUAAGGCCAUCGCUAUCGGCUCUGCAUCUUCCGUAAAUAUCAUGAUUGUGCCUUUGUUAAAGGGCUUAAAGCUAGGCCCAAUAAAAAUAUCACUACUGGAAUACAUUUCCUACUCGGCUCCAUAUAAUAAUCCGAAUACCGCGGAGAGGACGAUUAUGAAAAUGAAAAUACGCGAUCCAUUACAUAAUAAUGCCAACACUACUGACAGCGACUUUCAAGACAAAUGGGAAGUCAACACAUCGGUAAGGGUACCACCAAACCUCUCGAAAUGUACUCAGGAUUGUGUAAUUAUGUCCAAUAUUAAGGUGCGUCACAAGCUGAAAUUUGUCAUUGCAUUAAUUAACCCGGAUGGACACGUAUCAGAACUACGUGCGUCAUUGCCCGUGCAGCUAUUCAUUUCACCAUUUGUCACUAUAGCUGUACAAAGACCGGAAAACAUUGAGAGCAGUACUAAUAACUCAGCCAACAACACCGAUAAUGAAGCAGCUGAAGGAGACGAUUUCAUGUUUGCAAACACCAAUUCAGAGGUUAACCUAAACGCAAUAAAUAUGGCACCAAAUGACUCUAACGCACCAUCAACGUCCUUAUUUGCUCCUCCAAAUUAUGGUAACCACGUCUAUGAUAGGUUGUGGAAUGAUAUUUCAGUAGAUGAUACGGCUUUAAAUUCGGGCACUCAGUCUCCUAUUGAGUCCACACACACCCCUCUACUCUCUGAGCCAAAUGAAAUGCGAGAGUUACAAAAAAGUUUACAAAGGGUUAGAAUUGAACGUGAGAUGGAGGAAGCCGAUAGCAUUGGUCUGAGCUUUGAUCCUCAAGUACCAAGUAGAUCUGCUCUGGCAACACCUCUUUCAUUGCAUGAUAUUCCAAGCCAACUUCGGGUUGGAGACUAUUUUGCGGCGGCGAAUCAUUCUAGUCGCAGUAAUCUCAAUUUACUGAAUGUGCCACCUUAUUUAAGAUCCCCUUCCCAGAUGGAUUCUCCUGGGUUUGAUUUCAUGUCUAGAGCAAAUUCUUUUGAAUCCAGAGCAGGAUCCCCGUCAAGGAAAGACUGGGAGAUUUCCAGUUUAAGUCGUGUGCCAUCUUAUGAUAAUGCAAUGAAAACUUCUUCGGUCAUGGGCGAUUUACCACCGGCGUACCCUGAUGAGGACGAGCAAAGAGAUAAAAACCAAUCUACUGUCGGAUCACUGGAAAAGCCGCGAGAGUUACACCAUAGAGGGCAUCAACCGGAUGGGAGUCAGUAUACUUCUUCGAAGCUCUCCUCGUUAUUAUUAUCCAACCAUGAUAGCCAAUCCACCAACGCAUUGAACAUGUAUACCAAUGAUGUUCAUGAAAGAGAGAUGGAUGACUCGCAAACAGGAAAACUCUUCUCAAAGCCGAUACUCACUAGGUCAACAUCAACAAGUGCAUUGAAAAACACUGCAUCAAAGCACUUUGGAUUUAGCAUGACACCUUUAUCUCAGUUAGCUAGAGCCGCGACACCACCUGCAAGUAUGAUUAACACAUCUCAUCAUUCUAGUAGUUCAAUUCAGAUACCAAAAGCGGCAUCGAAGGGACCCAAGAGUAAUGCGCCACUAAGGAACGGUAAUUCUUUCGCAAGUUUGUCAGGCAUAUUGCAUAAAAGGGAAUCAAAUGAAUGA